AUGAAUAGCAACCAACUCCCAAAGAUAAUACCAAUUGUUCCAAUUAGAAACAAAGUCCUCCUUCCCGGCUUAGUUAUUCGUCUUCAAGUCGGACGUAAAGAUACCGUACAGCUGAUGCAAAAAAUAUAUAGAGCUGCCGACAACCGAGAGUCAAAGUACAUUGUUGGUUGCAUUCCCUUUAAACGACCUCUAGCUAAUGAAAUUGAUGACGUUACAGCAAAUAAAUCUAGCUCAAAGUUGCCUUUCAAUACUAUUUCUCCGUCGAAUGACACGAAUUCUACCACGAUUGCGCCUGAAAACAAACUUAUAAAUGAUUCUUCUCUCAAUCCUACUCAUCCUUCUGCUUUGCAUCAUUUUGGGUGCGCUGCUCGUAUAGUUCGGCUGGAAAAAACAGUUGGGGGAGGAUUCAUGGCUGUGGUCGAAGGCAUUGUUCGUAUACGAGUCGACUCUUAUGUAAAAUUGGAGCCAUAUUUGGAAGCUGAAGUUACUACAUUCCCAGAACCAGUUAUUGCAAAGGAUGAUCAAGAGUUACAGGAUCUUGCAAUCUCUCUGAAAUCGACUGGUCGUGAGCUACUAGCCAUGCUUCAAGAUCUUAAAUUGCCCACUCCGUUACUCACCCAGCUUCAAAAGUUUAUUGAUGGUGCAGCUGCUGGUUCAUUGGCUGAUUUAUUAAUUAGCACGUUGGAAUCAACGUAUGAAGAGAAGCUACAAAUUCUGGAUGCUGUAGAUCUAAAAACUAGAAUGUCACUAGCUAUUGACCUUUUGACGCGACAGAUUCACAUUCUUAAAAUAUCGCAAAAAAUUCAUUCAACAGUUGAAGGAAAGUUGAGCAAAAAACAAAAAGAAUUCUACCUUCGUCAGCAGAUGGCAGCCAUUAAAGAUGAACUAGGCGAACGAGACGAUUCUUCGUCUGAAGAUGAUGAUGUUGCUGACUUAGCUAAGCGACUUCAGGAAGCAGGACUUUCAGCUGAAGCUGAAAAAGCUGCACAACGAGAAUUAAAACGUCUAAAACGAAUGCAUCCAACCCAAGCAGAAUAUCAAGUUGUUCGUACCUACCUUGAAUGGCUAUCUGAAAUUCCAUGGAGCAAAACUACAUCAGAUACAUUAGACAUUGAAAAAGCGCGGCAACAAUUAGAAGACGAUCAUUAUGGACUUCAAACAGUCAAGAAACGUGUGUUAGAGUAUCUCGCUGUGCUUAAACUAAAAGAGGAUAUGAAAGGGCCAAUUUUAUGUUUAUUGGGUUCUCCUGGUGUAGGGAAAACCUCAUUAGGUAAAAGCAUUGCAAAUGCACUUGGCAGAAAGUUCCAUCGUAUUUCACUGGGUGGGGUAAGGGAUGAAGCUGAAAUUCGAGGACAUCGGCGCACUUACAUAGGUGCUAUGCCCGGAUUAAUUGCACAAGCCCUGAGACGAGUUGCUGUUAGCAAUCCCGUGAUUUUACUUGAUGAAAUCGAUAAAGUUGGGCAUCUUAGCAAUCACGGUGAUCCUUCAGCCGCUUUACUCGAAGUUCUUGAUCCCGAGCAAAAUAACACCUUUAAUGAUCAUUACCUAAAUGUUCCAUUAGAUUUAUCAAAAGUUCUUUUCAUAGCAACAGCAAACAAUGUAGAUAGUAUACCAGCACCUUUGCUAGAUCGUAUGGAACUUAUAUCAUUACCGGGUUACACAUUUGACGAAAAAAUAAAUAUAGCCCAACGACAUUUAUUACCAAAACAAACUGCCUCUCAUGGUCUCGGACCAGGUCAUGUAAAAAUUAACGAUGAAGUUAUGCUCAAGAUCGCAAGUGGAUAUACACGUGAAGCAGGCGUAAGAAGUUUGGAGCGGCAAAUUGCUGGUGUUUGUAGAUCUAAAGCGGUAGAAUACGCAGAUGCCAAGGAUAAAGGUGAAGUUGAGAAAUAUAGAGCCGAAAUAAACCUUGAAGAUUUAGAAAGGAUAUUAGGGGUAGAAAAAUAUGAAGACGAAGUAGCUGAACGUACAUCUAAGCCUGGCGUCGUAACUGGCCUCGCAUGGACUUCGUCUGGUUCAGGUG
Molecule: messenger RNA, 2023 nt
Organism: Ambispora leptoticha
Lineage: Eukaryota; Fungi; Glomeromycota; Glomeromycetes; Archaeosporales; Ambisporaceae
Source: the annotation of a GenBank genome assembly